AUGUUAGUCGCAGUUCCGUAUGCUUUUAUAAUAGCCGUGCUAGCGAACAACCGCGCUGUUGUCGAGGGAUUCAUCGUGAAGGAUGGAAACUGUACUCAAGCCACCGCUAACCUACCGUUCGUUGAAAACUUCGAGGUAGAAAAGUACCUCGGGAAGUGGUACGAGCUGGAACGGUACGAGCAGGACUACGAGCGCAACCUGGAGUGCGUCACGGCUGAGUACCGCAGCAGCCAACCGAUCGGCAUGCUGGAAGUGAAAAAUCGCGGAUUCUUGGCCAAAAACCAAACCUAUCACACGUUCUCCGGCCUUGGAGCGUUCAGUGAGGAUCCGGCGGCGGGAAAUGCCACGGUAGCAAAGCUAAACAUCACCUUCGGCAAAGCUCGCAACGCCAGCGCCUACUGGGUCGUGGAUACGGACUACAUCAACUACGCGAUCGUGUACUCCUGCACGACGUUCCUCGAAUCGGACCAAGCCGUCGAGGGCUACUGGUUGCUGGCACGCACGUCCAAGCUUCCUGACGAUCCGCAAGUGAUCGAGCGCGUCAAACACCUUCGAUCGACGUACUUCGAACCGUCGCACAUGCGUGUCACAAACCAAACCGAUGAGCUCUGCCCAACGGAACCGGGACUACCGCCAGCGCCGAGCUCAAUCAUUCUGCCACCACUAUAAGGAGAGAAGCGUGCACACCAC
Anopheles nili is the source of this 690-nucleotide messenger RNA. RefSeq names its product apolipoprotein D-like. Gene Ontology annotation, molecular function: pigment binding. Bases 1 to 669 code for a protein of 222 amino acids. Lineage: Eukaryota; Metazoa; Arthropoda; Insecta; Diptera; Culicidae. The transcript has 4 exons. The record is from RefSeq and is a predicted model, not a curated record.